This is a messenger RNA of Anguilla rostrata (American eel), 2700 nucleotides long. RefSeq names its product coiled-coil domain-containing protein 138-like. The transcript has 15 exons. The coding region runs from base 163 to 2103 and encodes 646 amino acids. The record is from RefSeq and is a predicted model, not a curated record. NCBI's taxonomy places the organism in Eukaryota, Metazoa, Chordata, Actinopteri, Anguilliformes, Anguillidae.
AUUAUUGCCCCUUCUUCGUUGGGUUACGGUAAUGCGCGUAGUCGAGUUGGGUAAUCUGGUGCGGUAUUUCUUCCGGGUAGUGUGAGCUGCACGAAAUUUGAAAUCGUUCCGAGAUGAUAAACUGCAGUUUAAUUUUGCUAAUUUAUUGAGUGACAUUGCAAGAUGAGCAGUGAGUCGUCAGAGACCUGCAUUGACUUUACAGUGGAAAUGUUAAAGAAGAAAUACCUAAACAAGAGAAAACUGGCGUCCAAAAGGAACGUAAAUCGAGGAGAACGUGUUGCGCUUGACAACAUGACAUCUAAUGAGACCAGGAUUGCAAGGACAGUAGAGUCUCCACUGUACGGUUCCAUAGACCAUCACAGGAAACGCUACGACAAAGCCUUGCAGGAGCUGUUUCAAGCAGUCACGAAUGUUCCUGAGAGGCUGGACCGCGUUGGCCAAUGGGAGCACAGCCAGUCUCUCAGUGAGGAUGAGGAUGAACACAGCGCAGAGGAAGCUGGCUACACGUCCGACACCCAGAACAACAUAAACACAGAGACAGAUGUGACCCUGCCCUCCUGCCUGGCGAAGGGCUCUGGGUCUGGUGGGACUGGCGGCUCGGCGCCCGCUAACAGGCAGCAGAAGCGGCCCUCCCCGCAGGGCAGCUCGCUGUCCGCUGCUGACAUCAGUCAGGUGUACCAGGAGAUGGUGCACAUCUAUGAAAAGCUGCAGACGGAGCGGACGCACCAGCAGCAGUGGGCCACGCAGUUGCAGGAGUGGGAGGAGCGUCUGCGGGAGAGGGAGUCGCGGCUGCUGCGCCCCCGCCAGGAGCAGGAGGAGGCGCAUGACCAGGUGCGAGGGCUGCAGGAGUAUCAGCAGGAUGUACAGCAGCUCAGUGAAGCUCUCAAAGAGAAGGCCAGAGAAAACCGGAGGAUCAAAGCCAGCUUUGACAGCAUCAAAGAGUUAAAUGACACCAUGAGGAAUCAGCUGAAUGAUGUCACUGAACAGAACAAAAAGCUGGAGAGCCAGUCCAAGAAAGUGCAAGCUCGCCUGGAGAACCUACAGAGAAAGUACGAGUACUCGAUGGCGCACAAAGGCCGUGAAAGUGUGCUGUCCAAGACCCAGGAGCCCAAACCCUCCAAACAGGACAAGCCCUCGCUGCCCGCCAAACCCAGCAAGGCCUCUACGAGCCCCAGUGGGGUGAAGCUGCUGGUCCUGCUGCUGGAUUGGGUCACAGACUGCCACCUGGUCUCGGGACAGGGGGACGGACCGGGCCAGGGCGCCCAGCAGGCUCUCCCCCUGUACACGGGCUCCGUACAGGAGAGGUGUUCAAAGGUGCUGCCCAUGUUGACAGAGCAGCUGCAGCUCGUACCAGCGGUGGACAAGGGGCUCCUGAUACCCCUUCUUAAAUUCAUCUACCUGUCUCUGAAGCAGCUGGACAACAGCCCCCAGCAGCUCACCCUCACCUCAACCAUGCGCAGGCUCGGGGAGGAGGUGUACCGUGGUUCAGGCCCACAGGGGGGCGCUUUCGAUGCCCCUGUCUCCACCAGGACCAAGGCAUCGCCGCUAUUCAAAAGCCCCUGUCUCCACACCAGGUUCCUGUCUACACUGAUCAUCCUCAGCACUAUAAGCCAAGCGGACAUCCUGGCGCAGGCGCUGGACAGUCUCCAUGACGACCUGCGGAGCGAGGAGGGACGAGAGCUCUUCCUGCAGUACAGAGCGUUACCUGUGGUCCUGGCACACCUGCGCGGGGGGGGCCGGGGCCUGCUGGGGGUCUCCAUCGACAUCCUGCUGCAGAUGGCUGGAGAAUCACGGCUUUUAAACUCCUUCCUGGAGGCUUGCAGCACGGAGGACUUCUUCCGCUGCAUAGCAACGCUUCUGCGGAACCCCCGUCUGGAUAUCUCAUUGGUGGAGAAGGCCAGCAUCAUUCUGCAGAAGCUCUCCAAAAUCAGGAAGAACAAGAGACUGUUUGAGCUCUGCUCCAUCCACCUGACGGUCCAGGAGAUGCACAGGACCGUGGACCCCACCCACGCCUUCCUCGCCAUCAACCUCAACUCCAUCCUCUUCAACCUGGGCAUGAUGAAGAGGACGCCUAUCUGCUCCAGCCCAGCAGACAGCCCCUAGGCUCUGCAGAGAGGGGCCCUCAGGACUACAGGCAUAUGGCCUCAAAUUAUUUUGUGUCUUCAUGCGUGUUUAUUUAUCAUAAUUUAAUAUCCUGUCAUUUUUGUAUAGAAUUUAAGCACAUUUUUUUAUGUUUUAUUUUUUAAAUAACUACAGUAAAGAUUAUGCUGUGAGGGUAGGGGAACCAGAUUAUCAUUUUUUUAUGAGUAACUUGUCAGUGUGUGCAAUUUAUGGGCACCGUGGUUCAGUGCAGGUGUCCAUCAACUGAUAGUACAGUAAAAAAAAAAAGGUUUACUUUGAGUUUUUCAUCAAGCUAAUUGGCUGAUUUUAAUCUAUGAAUGUGCAAAAGCUAAACUACAUGAAGGCACAAAUACCUUGUUUUUCAUGGUUGGUGUUCUUUAUAUUCAAAAGCUGUUUGGGGGUUUUAGUAGCCAUCCUGUUUCAUGCUUUAUGAAAAGUCCUUUUUAGUGCUGUUUUGAGGACCACACCAUAACCUAAUUCCAGAUUCUCUUGUCUGUUUUAUAAGCAUCAUAUAUCCUCCCUGUGUUUAUGCAUUUUUAAAUGUUCUCCAAAAAUAAAACUUUGAAGUUUUUAACAGAA